GUGGUGACGUAUGCCAACGUGUCAGCUUGUGGAAACGCAGCGAAAGCCACACGUAGCUUUUUCUAUUAUUAUAAAUUGAGUUGUGCAGUAGUGCGGACGUGCAUAAGAGACAAAGUUUCAUUCUAAUAUACUAUAUAGUUAAAUUUAAUUUAACACAAUGCCUGCUCCAGCAAGCUCAACAUCUGUUGGUGCAUCCACCAGGUCUCCUUCAAAGGCUGCUGCCCCCAGGUCUGCAGCUGGAGGCACUGUAAGGCAAAGGAAAACCACAACCACCACAGCUGCUAGGAGUCGCAAUCCAGGUGCAGCUAGCACUGGUGGUAUGUGGAGGUUCUACACUGAUGACUCCCCAGGAAUCAAAGUUGGUCCAGUUCCAGUUCUUGUGAUGUCUCUUCUGUUCAUUGCAUCUGUCUUCAUGUUACACAUCUGGGGCAAAUACACAAGAUCGUAAAGGAAGUAAAAAAUUAAUACCAUUCCAUUCUGUUAUUAAUUUUCUUUUUGUUAUUUGGUACCCUUCAUUAUUUA
Messenger RNA from Nicrophorus vespilloides, 522 nucleotides. It is a transcript of the gene Sec61beta, whose product is annotated as protein transport protein Sec61 subunit beta. The coding region runs from base 158 to 448 and encodes 96 amino acids. The transcript has 3 exons. Gene Ontology annotation, cellular component: Sec61 translocon complex. Gene Ontology annotation, biological process: intracellular protein transport. NCBI's taxonomy places the organism in Eukaryota, Metazoa, Arthropoda, Insecta, Coleoptera, Silphidae. The record is from RefSeq and is a predicted model, not a curated record.